This is a messenger RNA of Photinus pyralis (common eastern firefly), 1199 nucleotides long. Its product is annotated as insulin-like growth factor-binding protein complex acid labile subunit. Lineage: Eukaryota; Metazoa; Arthropoda; Insecta; Coleoptera; Lampyridae. Gene Ontology annotation, molecular function: protein binding. The record is from RefSeq and is a predicted model, not a curated record. The transcript has a single exon. The coding region runs from base 26 to 1180 and encodes 384 amino acids.
CAUUUCAUAUCAGUAAAGUUACAAUAUGAAAUCUAUAACGUUUACAUUAUGUUUAAUUGUUACAAAGAUUCAAUGUGCUUGUGUUCCGUCCUUAUACGAACUUGCAUGCGAAAAUCUAUCCGACCUUAAAAAUGGCAAAAAUGAAGAUCAAGUUACAUUAACCAUUGGAAACGCACGGAAAACUCCCACCGAAACUCUGUCUCCGGGCACGUUCAAAGAAUAUCCAAAUUUGGAAGAGCUCGUCAUAGUAUCGGCAGUAAAUAAGCUUGAGGUGGACGCAUUUCGUGAGUUAUCCAAGUUGUUGGUGCUUAAAAUGUACAAAAAUUCAAUAUCCGUGCUUCCGGACUUUGCGUUCAUAGUACUCCCACAUUUAGUAAAAUUGGACUUGCGAGAUAAUAAUAUUCAGCAAAUAGCAACCUACGGUCCGUUCCUCUUCCAGAAUCUCAAAACUGUAAACUUAUCAUUUAAUAAACUGCGCGAUUUAAACUGGCAGUGUUUUGCAGCGCCUGGCCUGGAAAGGUUAAUAGUCACCAAUAAUAGAAUACAAGAGAUUGGGGCUAGAGGCGUCUUGUCGCCCGAUUUGAUCACUUUAAAUUUAGCCAGCAACGAGAUAUAUCAUCUGGAGGACGACGUCUUUCAGGACUUAAAACAAUUGGAGGAGCUUGUGUUGUCUCAUAAUCGAUUUACGACUCUUUGGACGAAAUUUAAGGUAAAAUCUUUGAAGAAGUUGGACCUCUCGCAUAAUCGAAUUACUGCAAUUCAAGAUUCUGUAUUUGAUGGAAUACCACAAGUUGAGAGAAUUUAUUUAAAUGAUAACCUACUGAAGAAGUUACCGCCCCAAUUUGCGACACUAAAUUUAACCGUCGUGCAUCUGCACAACAAUCGAUUACAAAAUUUGGAAAUGAUCACCUUAAACCCGUUUAGCUUUGAAUUAACUUUCAGUAAGAACCCCUUAUCUUGCCUAUGUCUCGAUAAUUUAAUCUUGUUAAUGGAGUUAAAGGGAAUUACUACAACCGAUUGUCAACGUGAGUAUUACAAAAAUGGAAUGAAUCCAACUUGUAUUGCUCUUGAGCUGGAUGAGUGGAAAUGGGAUAAUGGCAAGUGUUCGCACAACGUAGUUAUGGAAGACUAUCUUUAUCAAUUUCUUGAUAUGAAUGAGAAUAUUACCGACUGUCAAUAAAGCGUAACAUGCAAAAUGA